AUGGCUGGUCUCGAUCUUGGCACAACUUCUCGCUACGUCCACAACGUCGAUGGAGGCGGCACCAACCAGUUCUCCACCGACAACCACCACGAAGAUGACGGUGGCGCCGGAGGGAACCACCACCAUCACCAUCAUAACGUUAACGUUAAUCAUCAUCAAGGUUUAGAUUUAAUAGCUUCUAAUGACAACUCUGGACUAGGAGGCGGUGGAGGAGGAGGAAGUGGUGACCUCGUCAUGAGGCGGCCACGUGGCCGUCCAGCUGGAUCCAAGAACAAACCGAAACCGCCGGUGAUCGUCACGCGCGAGAGCGCAAACACUCUUAGGGCUCACAUUCUUGAAGUUGGAAGUGGUUGCGACGUUUUCGAGUGUAUCUCCACUUACGCGCGGCGGAGACAGCGUGGGAUUUGUGUCUUGUCCGGAAACGGAACGGUUACUAACGUCAGCAUCCGUCAGCCAACGGCGGCCGGAGCUGUUGUGACUCUGCGUGGCACUUUCGAGAUUCUUUCCCUCUCGGGAUCUUUUCUUCCGCCGCCUGCUCCUCCAGGGGCGACCAGUUUGACGAUAUUUCUCGCCGGAGCUCAGGGACAGGUCGUCGGAGGAAACGUCGUCGGUGAGUUGACGGCGGCGGGGCCGGUGAUGGUCAUGGCGGCGUCUUUUACAAACGUGGCUUACGAAAGGUUGCCUUUGGACGAGCAUGAGGAGCAGUUACAGGUUCAAAACGGCGGCGGAGGUGGAGGGAAUAUAUACUCGGAAGCCACCGGCGGUGGCGGUGGCGGAGGCUUGCCGUUCUUUAAUUUUCCGAUGAGUUUGCCUCAUAUGGGAGUUGAUAAUUGGCCGGGGAAUUCUGCCAGCGCCGGUAGGGCUCCGUUUUAGCUUCUGUUUUAAAAUAACUUUAAUUUGUUUUUCCUCUUUUAAUUUAUUUUUCUCGGAAUUUAUGGAAUUAUGAUUCUUGUUUUUUUAAACAAUUGUUCAUGUAUUGACCCUCACUCAAUACAUGUUUUUCAGUGUUUACUUAGGUUAUUAUUGAUUUAUCUUUUAAAGCUUCUAAAAUAAUUCAGACUUAUCAAUGAAUAGCUCUUAUAUAGAAUCGUUUUAUGUAUGUGAUUGUUUAAUUUUUCGGUUAUUAUUAGUUGUUACCAAGUUUGUCUACAUGUAUAUACACUUUUCGAGCUCU
Messenger RNA from Eutrema salsugineum, 1174 nucleotides. RefSeq names its product AT-hook motif nuclear-localized protein 21. Bases 1 to 873 code for a protein of 290 amino acids. Lineage: Eukaryota; Viridiplantae; Streptophyta; Magnoliopsida; Brassicales; Brassicaceae. Gene Ontology annotation, cellular component: nucleus. The record is from RefSeq and is a predicted model, not a curated record. The transcript has a single exon. Gene Ontology annotation, molecular function: minor groove of adenine-thymine-rich DNA binding; DNA-binding transcription factor activity.